AAAUUGAGAACAGAGUAUGGAGAAAGAUAGUGAAUCUAUCAUCGAUAAAAUAACAAAGAACUGAUAGAAGAAACAUAAUAAAUAAUUGUACAAUAUGUUGGAAUUAAGAUUAGUAACAAGUUGUAUUAAGGGUCAAAUAUUACAAUGGUUAGGCCAAAUAAUGAGAAGAGAAAAGAAUAAAAGAGUUAGAGUAGCAUUGGAUUGAAAACCACAAGGAAGACUACAUAGGAAAAGAUGGAUUGACGCGGUGGUAGAAGAUCUAAAAACCCUAAGAGUUAAGACCUGGAAAGAAGCAACCUGAGAUAAAGAGACAGGUGUCAAUAUGUAAUAAUAGCGGCAAGGUAGAUACGUUAGAAUUAGAAAAAUAAGAUUAUAAGAAUAUCAUUCUUAAAUAUUUUAUUUAUGUACUUAAUAUUAGGACUAUUAAUGAAAGUAUUUAAUAAAUAGGUUCUCAAUCGACAAUGUCAAUUAAAAGUAUUAAUAUAAUUUACUUUUAUAUCAAUAACAAAUAAAUUAAGCAAUGAUUGCUGACGGCUCAAACUGAAAUUAUCCAAGGUCUUUCCAACUUUUUUGUACAUAUACAAUGUCCUUUAUUGUUAAUAACUUUUUGUAGAUCUGGAGUAGGGAGAAAUACCUUAUUUAAUUUGUAAAAGUGGGCAGCAAACUAUAUUUAGUACAAUACUUUGAAUAAAUUGUCUAUUAGUAGAGACAAUUACUUAAACAGUACUCGAUACUACGGUAAAUAUAAUAGUAAUUACAUACAUCGUCACGUUUUCAUCUAUGAUCAUAACCGAAAAUCUAAUAUCAGUAAGUAGUUAACGAUCUAAACUUCUUUACUCAAUGACUUAAGGUUCUAUCAUAUUUCUCCGUCGACAAUACGAAAUAUCAGAUAACCACGGUUCAAUUGAGUACCAUUCCCAGACACACAUACCACUUGUUAUUCUGAUUACACAUAUACAUACGUUCCCGUUGUAUAAACUGAAAAUGGCGUUAAUGUUUUCGUCAUCAUUCAUUCAGUCUGCCAUUCGUGAUAAUAAUUGAACUUCUAGAAGUUAUGAUGAUAUAGAACUUGUUUUUGAACAAACAAAAUUAAAUAUGUUAUGAAAUUAUUGACCGAGAGUAUCUCGGCGGUGAUUGAUUGAGAAAUAUAUUAUUCAUAAUUACUUAUAGUAUCCGCCCGUUUAUUAAUAUGUGGAAAGUACGAGAGUUAGCCGACAAAGUAACAAAUGUAGUGCUAAACUAUACAGAAAUUGAAGCUAAAGUAAGAGAGGCAACUAACGACGAAGCAUGGGGACCAACAGGUAACUUAAUGCAAGAAGUUGCUCAAGCUACAUUUAUGUUUGAACACUUUCCUGAAGUUAUGGGAAUGUUAUGGAAAAGAAUGUUACACGAGAAUAAAAAAAAUUGGAGACGUACUUACAAGAGUUUAUUGUUGUUAAAUUAUUUAAUUAAAAAUGGUUCAGAAAGAGUUGUUACAUCUGCUCGAGAACAUAUUUAUGAUCUUAGGGGAUUAGAAAACUAUUCAUAUGUUGAUGAAUUUGGAAAAGAUCAGGGAAUUAAUAUUCGGCAUAAAGUUAAAGAACUAAUUGAUUUUAUUCAAGAUGAUGAUAAACUUCGUGAAGAAAGAAAGAAAGCUAAGAAAAAUAAGGAUAAAUAUAUUGGGAUGUCUAGUGAAGCAAUAGGAUUUAAAGGAUCUGGGACUGAAAAAUGGGACGAUGUACCUCAAUGGAGAAAAAAUAGUAAUAAUGAAUUUAGCGAUAAAAAAAAUAUUAAUACUCUAGGAUUUGAAGAAUCACCUAAUAACAGUGAUGACAAUGAUAUUUUGGAUUCCGAACCAGAACUUGAAAUUCCUCAGAAACCUGUUGAAAUUUUUAAAGAUCGAAGUGUAACUCCUACCAAAAUUCAAAGUCCAGUUAAGCAAAAAACACCUGCUAAACGUAUUGAUUUAGGUGCAGCAGCUCACUAUGGGAAACAAACACAACAGCCUGUGAUCAAAGCUACAACUAAUAACCUCUUACAUACUGAAACAAGUUCAGUUGACUUAUUUAAUUUAGUAGAUAACUCUAAUAAACCAUCAAAUGAUUUUGGAGAUUUUAGUACUGGUCCCAGUACUAUUAACCAAGGUAUGGAUGUUGACGAAUUUGCUGAUUUUAGUUCAGCAUUUACUCAAUCAGUAUCUAUUAGCAAUAACUCUUCAAACUCUGUUCAAAAAAAUAACCAAAACUUGACUUCAAAUGCUGAUCUCCUAACAUCAUUUCCACAGUCAUCUAAUAAUCAACCAAGUAAUAGUUUAUUGGAUCUCAGUUUUGAUACUUUAGAUAACACAGCGCUGAAAAUAACAUUGAAGAGCUUAGAAUCCAUUCAUGAGUAUUCAGAUUCCGACAUUAAAAGUCUGUUAAGAGAAUUUGUUGAAAUAAUGCCAGGUCCAAUGACUCCACAAAAAUUAACAAAAAUUGAUAUUACUGAUUAUUCAGAAAUUAUCCAAGUUUAUGGUUGGAUUUUAGACAUUUUAUUAGAAAAAAUUGAUAUUGUUGAAUAUGUUCAAUUGGCAAUACCUAUAUUUGCUCCAGAUGGUGGUACUUUAGAGAUGCUUGAUAUAUCAUUACAUACUCUUUGGAAUUAUGUACAAAGGAAUCCAUUAUCAGCUCAAAGUGAUAGUGCAAUUUUUUUAAUUAAUGAAAUAAUCCAAAGUGAUUUUAUUAAAACUUCAUUAAUAAUAGAAACUUUAAAUAUCAAUCAUAAUCAUUUGAUUGCAGUAAUUGAGUUCUUAUUAUCAUUACCCACGAGAAUUGCUAACAAGUUAAAACAAAAUUAUCCUAAACAAUUUUGUGCUGUAGAUUAUUCAAAUAGUUUAAUGUACCAUGUGUUACUUGUCAUUGAUCAGAUAACUCAACUUUAUAUAUUAGAAAAAGUAAAACCAAACAUUAAACCUAUAUCAAUUCUAUUAGGCAAAACUAUUGCUCAUUUUACAGACAAUAAUUUUUCAGUCAUAUUUAAUAUAUUGGAAUGCUGGUGUUUAGAUGCUAACUAUGCCACAAUAAUUAAUAGCAUAUUAUUAGAAGUUGAAAGAAGAGCAAUUGAUAGACUUGGUACAUUAUUAUGUUGCAAUUUGAAAUCACCAAAAUCACUUUAUUCAUUUUUAGGUGAUGCCAUAAUUAGUUACCCAAAUUGGAACUAUACAUUAUGUAAAAAAUUGGUUUUCCUAUCCUACUAUGAAGAUGACUAUAUUAUUUUUAAUAUUAUGUGUUACUUAAAUUUAGUACAAAUGCAUUCAAAUAAAAACAUACUAUAUGAAGUACUUUUACAACUUGUAGAAGUGUGGAGUGACAAGAGUGCUAUAUUACACACACCAUUUGAACAACAUUAUUAUUUAUCAAAAUUAAUUGUUUGUGGUAGUUCUUUUUUAACUGAUAAAAAUAUUGAUGAUUGUUUUAAAAAUAAUUAUCAAAUGAAAAUUUUUGAAGGAGUUCCUGUGCAUUUAGAGAGGUCAGAAGAAAAAUUAAGAGUUAUUGGAAUGAUUGUAGCAGAAAUUAUUAUUGGUUUAAUAAAAUGUAAUAAUCAUAAUGAAGUUAAUCUAGAAUUUGAAUAUACUAAUCUCAGUGGUGAAUCAAAAGUUAUUGUUGAUUCAUUAAAAAGUUUUCAAAAUAUUUCAGUUAAUAAUGAAUUAAAAUUUGAAAUGGGCUUUGAGAGUUUAAAAAAAUAUCACACUUGGUUUAAUAAUGUAUCAAAUUCUAAGAUGAUCACAAAUACUGCAUUGAAGAAAUCAUCAACAAUGACAUGUAAUCAAGUAGAAAAUAAAAGUGUAAAAAUUGAACUUGACAGUGAUGAUGAUGAAUUUGAACCUUAUGAUUUAGCUAAUGAUAUAAAAACUAAUAUCAAGAAUUAUCCAAAAUAUGUCAGAGACCUUAUUGAUGGCCUAAAUGAGCAAAAAGAUGCUAAUAUUUGGAUUGCACACUUGGAAGCAUCUGAAAACCUCAUAAGAACUCAAUUAAUAAAUGAUAAUGUAAUGUUUGCUAUAGAAUUAUUAACAUUGUUAAUAACUUUGGAAAAACUGUUUUAUUUAGAAAAUUUUGAAAGCUUAAGGUAUCAAUCAGCUGUUGCAAUAAUUACUAUUUUUCCAUCCGAAUGUGCAAGCCAUCUUAGUAAUAUUUUCUACGAGUCUGUUGGAAAAUAUGCAGUUUCUCAUCGUAUUUUAAUUUUAAAUGUAUUAACAGGCGCUGCUAAAGAAUUAUCGGGAUGUGAAAAGAGUGCUAAUUAUAAAACUUUUAUUGAACAAUCAGUUAAAACCAACAUUAAAGAUUGGGAAAAUAUUGUUAAACAAAGAAUUCAGCAGAAAACAAGAAUAAUUUCAUCACCUAAAACACCAGUUAAAUGUCACAAAAAUAGGUUUGCUUUAGUUGCUGAUGCUUUUUUUUUUCCUUUAAUUCGUGGAAAUAUAUCAAGUCCAAUUAUUCAUAAACAUAUAGAUGAUUCUACACAGUUAAACUUUCUUGGAGUAUACCUUUUAAAUUCUUUAUCUAUUAUACUAUGUUGUGCUGUUAACUCAGUACAUGUUACGAGAAUGAGUAUUGAACUUUUAGAAUGGAUUUGGUCAUUAAGAUUUCAUAAAGAUGUUAAGAUAAGAACUGCAGUUAUGGGAUGUGUAGCUGCUGUUUUGCUAUCUGUACCAAAAUCAAGAUUAAUUGAUGAUCUCUCAAGAUCAAUGUUAGAAUUUGUUUUGUGGUUAGAAAAUGUUAUAUCAUCAGAAGGUGUUAUGAAUAGAAUUGAUAAUGAAGUAGAUGUAGAAGCAAGAAAGUUUGCUUUGCAAGUUUUAAUUCUUUACAAAAAAACAAUUGGCAAUCAUUUAACUAUUAAUUAAAUUUAAAUUUGUAUUACAUAAAAAUUAAUUUGUACAAUACAAAUUUAUUAUUAUUUA
Messenger RNA from Daktulosphaira vitifoliae (grape phylloxera), 4915 nucleotides. RefSeq names its product telomere length regulation protein TEL2 homolog (gene lqfR). NCBI's taxonomy places the organism in Eukaryota, Metazoa, Arthropoda, Insecta, Hemiptera, Phylloxeridae. The transcript has 10 exons. Gene Ontology annotation, cellular component: cytosol. Bases 1190 to 4858 code for a protein of 1222 amino acids. Gene Ontology annotation, molecular function: telomeric repeat DNA binding; Hsp90 protein binding. Gene Ontology annotation, biological process: telomere maintenance via telomerase; protein stabilization. The record is from RefSeq and is a predicted model, not a curated record.